Aspergillus puulaauensis is the source of this 2811-nucleotide messenger RNA. It is a transcript of the gene FZO1, whose product is annotated as mitofusin. The record is from RefSeq and is a predicted model, not a curated record. NCBI's taxonomy places the organism in Eukaryota, Fungi, Ascomycota, Eurotiomycetes, Eurotiales, Aspergillaceae. Gene Ontology annotation, biological process: mitochondrial fusion. Gene Ontology annotation, cellular component: mitochondrial outer membrane. The transcript is spliced from 3 exons. Bases 1 to 2811 code for a protein of 936 amino acids. Gene Ontology annotation, molecular function: GTP binding; GTPase activity.
AUGAGUCAGGAAUAUUUUCCCGGCAAAGGUGGCUCCUCUGCCGGUGAGGGGUCAUCGAGACACGUACCCGAUGAAAGACCAGAAGAGAGCCCGUUCGUCCCCGGGCUCCCGCCCUCUUAUAUGACCGUUGGGAAUGGUUCGACCUCGGAAAGUGCUACAGCAUUGAUGAAUACACUGCAUGCGGACUCAGGGUAUGGCGGUAGUAUAGCCGAUGGAGACUCUAGUGCUGGAUGGAGAUCUGAGAUGUUGGUGGAUAGGCCGACUCCUGCGCAUACUCCUACACAACCCGGAGAAUGGAAUCCCGCCGCCGAGCACGAGAAGCAGGUCGUUGCCAGUCAUGUCCACCAGUUGUUAUAUAACUCGAAUCGAACCAAGCUUGCGCGCGCCAUUUCCCGGACAAUUGAGACGUUGAGAGAACUGCAGGAUAUGAACCGACAAUGGCCCGCCCAUUAUCCUGCCGCGCAGAGUGCCCCGGACUCCCCUUUGCGAAGGCCUUCUCUAAACCAAACCCAGUCGUCUUUCGGGAACUCGGAUGCACAACAUGAUGAUUUGUCGCGGCCCGGAGGUUUAAGACGUGCCGCCACCAUGCCUACGAAUGAAGAACUUGCAGAAUCGAGUGCCACAGCAGAACGUCGGGCUCCGCCGGAGCCGAGAUUAAUUAGCCCACAAAUUGCGCAAGAAUUCUCGAUCCUAAAGCUGGACUUGAAGUUAGGAGCUAUGUCACAAGCUGAACUGGUACACUCUCUGGAAAAAUCGUCGAUUGCAUCGUUGUUGGAUGGAAAAAUCAGCCAGAGCGUGAAGCAUCUGCUCUCGCUACGGGACAGAAUCGAGGACAUUUCCAGUAAAGUCUUGAUUACAGGAGAUUUGAACGCUGGAAAGUCAACGUUCUGUAACGCUCUGUUACGUCGCAAGGUACUACCCGAAGACCAGCAACCUUGCACUAGCAUUUUCUGUGAAGUCCUCGAUGCUCGGGAGAAUGGUGGACUCGAGGAAGUGCAUGCCGUGCAUAAGAAUCAACAAUACAACCGCAAUGAUGAGACUACCUACGACGCUUACGCGCUGAAUGAACUCGAGAAUAUCGUCAUUGACAACUCCAAGUAUAUGCACUGCAAGGUUUACGUGAAGGACGUACGAACGAUCGAUGAGUCUUUGCUCAACAAUGGAGUGGUCGACAUUGCUUUGAUCGAUGCCCCUGGGUUAAACUCGGACUCCUUGAAAACCACAGCUGUCUUUGCUCGCCAGGAGGAAAUUGAUGUGGUGGUAUUUGUCGUUUCGGCUGCCAACCAUUUCACCCUCUCCGCCCAGGACUUCAUUUGGAACGCAGCACACGAGAAGGCUUAUAUGUUUAUGGUUGUCAACGGUUUCGAUCAAAUCCGUGACAAGCAGCGGUGCCAGCGAAUGAUUCUGGAUCAAAUAAAAAAGCUGAGCCCCCGCACAUAUAAAGAGUCUGCUGAACUUGUCCACUUUGUGUCGAGUAAUGCUAUUCCUGUUGCGCCACAAGGCCCUGUCGAAGGUCCCGGCGGCGGCGGCGGUGGUGGUGGUGGGGGUGGAGGCUCUGAUCCUAAUGGAAAUGAUUGGCCGAGUGGUGAUGACGACGACGACAAGCCCGGCGACAAAGGAAAGGGUAAAGGGAAGGAGAAGGAAAAGAUCCAAGAUUUCGAGAAUCUGGAAAGUUCGUUGCGUCGAUUUGUGCUGGAGAAACGAUCUCGCUCGAAGUUGGCUCCUGCGCGGACCUAUCUUCUCAACCUUCUUGCAGACAUGAAUUCUCUAGCCUCCGUCAAUCGCGAUGUGGCGGAUAAUGAGCUCCAGAAUGUAUUGCAGGAAUUGGCGGACCUGGAACCUGCAUAUGAAACUGGAAAAAAGAAGAAGGUUGAACUGCAAGAAGAAGUCGAUAAGUGCAUUGACGAUUCGUGUGAGGAUGUGUACAAGCACACUCGGACAACCUUGACAUCUGCAAUCACCAAUGUGUCCGAGGCCAACUUGGGUGUUGAAUACCCCGGAAUCUUCUCUGCAUUCCAAUAUGCUGAAGAUCUGAAAUUGGCCAUGCUAGAGCAUAUUUCUGCUUCAGUGACUGGAUGCGAGGAUUACGCUCGUACAAAGACGGCGCAGGGAGUAGGCUUCAUUCAAAACCUCGGUCUGUUACAUAUUGGUGAAGACAAGUUUACUGCACCCACUUUCCGCGCCGAUCUAAUGUUCCGCCGUGGACGUCGUCAUGCGCUUGCUCGACAGGUGGACACGGAAGUAGAACUACUGGACUUCUUCGACGUCUCUACUCUUUGGGAGCGGCAAGAGAAGCUUGCCGGAACAGGCAUGGCCAUGACAGCCGUGACUGUACUCGGUGGUAGGGCGUUUGGUGGUAUUAGUUGGGUUGAUAGCAUGUUUGGCGCCGUUAAAUUCCUCGGGCCAAACAACAUGCGACGUCUCCUCGUGCCUGGCGUUGUCGCUGCUGCUCUUAUUACUACGGCGUAUAUGCUCUCUGCAAUUCCUGCCACGCUUCCUCCCCGGCUUUCACGGAAAAUUGCCGCAACACUUUCGGAGAUGGAUUACGUCCAUUCCAACUCUACUCGGAUAUCGUCUGAAGUGCGCCGUAUUCUCCGCGUACCCGCCGGCAACCUGCACAGCUCCCUGGCCCAGGAUGUCGAGGAUAUAGGGAGACGUAAACAGGAAGUCAGCAAAACGAAGCAGGAAAGUGAAGUGGCCAGCAAAUACUUCGCUAACCUGUUCCGCGAUACCACUGACAACAGGAAUUCCGUCGAGAACAUUGAUCUAGACGGCCCGCUACCUGGCGGACUCGGUGCGUACGACGCAUAG